Molecule: messenger RNA, 456 nt
Organism: Symbiodinium necroappetens
Lineage: Eukaryota; Dinophyceae; Suessiales; Symbiodiniaceae
Source: the annotation of a GenBank genome assembly
GUGGAUGCCAUCAAGAUCAUACAGGACCAUUUGACUUACCGUGGCGAUGCCUCAGACUCCGUCUUCCAGGCGGCAACAACGCAUCUCCAGCAAGGGAUUGCAGCAACUUCGGCCUGCAACACGGUGUACCCCAUGGCCAUGGAUGCUUUCACCAUGAGCAGCAUGGGCUGCGGAAUGAUGCCUAUGGCGAUGCCGGGCUGCUUCGGUGCCAUGAUGCCUGGCCAGAUGUCUCCGAUGGCAGGAUGUGGUAUGAUGGGCUGCACCUGGGGAGGUGCCAUGCCAUGUGCGACAAACGGCACCACUGAAGAAGCUGGUGCAACGGCCCCGGCAGCAACUGCGGCCGCGCCAACAGCAACAGCUAUCGAAGACACGGGGGAUGCCCAAUCGGCCACUGAGGAAGGCACUGCAUUCACGCAGCCGACGGCGGAAGCGGUGGAUGCUGCGUCGGAGGGCGAG